UGUGUGUGCAUGUGUGUGUGUGUAUGUAUGCAUGCACGCGUGAGUGUGGGUGACUCCAGUAUUGGACUAAGACCACAUCUUCUGCCUAGGCCUUACAUCUCCACCAUGGGUACCCCUCUCGUCUGUCCUGGAGCCUGUUCGGCCACAACAAGCUGCCUCCAAGAGCUCUAGAAACUGGUCACUAACUUUGCAGACAGAUGACCCUUGGGCAGCAAGAAGAGACUGGGGCUCUCUACGUUGUCCCCUUCGCUUGCCACCUGGGAUCCCUUGGCAGAGUCCUUCUAGGCUCCAGGCUGGAAUCUUGACCAUGGAACCCUGAAGUGACUCUGCUUUCCAGAGCUCAGUGGCAGACCCUAGCACUCCCAGGCCCUUCCUGCCUCUCGCACAGCCCAGCUUUCAAGCUCCUAGAGGGAGGGGAUUCAGAUUUCACUAGGCAGGGGUUUUGCAUCAUGAUGCUCAACUCUGACACCAUGGAGCUGGACCUGCCUCCCACCCACUCGGAGACCGAGUCGGGCUUUAGUGACAGUGGGGGCGGGCUGGGCCCGGAUGGUGCUGGGUCGGGGGAUCCUGGAGUGGGACAGGUCCGGAGCUCGGAGCUUGGAGAGUCCGGCCGCAAAGACCUGCAGCACCUGAGCCGUGAGGAGCGCAGGCGCCGGCGGCGCGCCACGGCCAAGUACCGCACCGCACAUGCCACGCGGGAGCGCAUCCGAGUGGAAGCCUUCAACCUGGCCUUCGCCGAGCUGCGCAAGCUACUGCCCACUCUACCCCCGGACAAGAAGCUCUCCAAGAUUGAGAUCCUCCGUCUGGCCAUCUGCUAUAUCUCCUAUCUGAACCACGUGCUGGACGUCUGAAACUCAGCCCGCUUCCCGCCCUGGGUUCUCCCCUUCUCCGUCACCACGCAUUACUUAGAAUGGCUGGCUCCUUCCCACCCCAGAGGACCCAGCUCACACCGCUAGUCCUGAAGGCCAUUUUGUUUUCAUUGGCCCAGGCGUGUGAGGGAUGUUCUCAUGGGUUCUUUCAGAGAGUUGUUCGGGGCCUAGCUGAUCAGAGUUGCUUGUCAGACUGGUUGGAAUGGAGUCCUUUUGGGGGGGUUACUAAACCUAGCCUCUCCUCAGCUGCUGCCUUUUCUGCCCUAUGUCCAAGUUUUCAGAGACCCCAGACCCUGAUUCUCUCUCUUUUGGCAAUGGUGGGGCUCAGCAUUAGAUUAUGAAGGGAAAUGUCUCCUGGCAGAGUGGGGGGGUGGGUUCCUAACUUCCAGACUUGUCUGUCCAUGCCCAGGGGAGGGAUAGGUUCUUGGAACACAGAGAGAAAAGUGAGGCGACUCCUGGGUAGCCAGGGACUGUAGAAAAAAUUCUGCCUUUCUUUUGUCUAUCUUGUUCCUGAGGCUUAGCACACACAGACCUCAGAUGUAACUUGGUAGUGAGUGCCUUUUUGGAGCUGUCUGGCUGUCCCUUCCCACUUCUGCCAUCCCAGCUUUCUCCCUCUCCCUGUGCCAGCCAGAAAAAGGAAAACCUCAGUCCUGGGGCAAGGAUGACAUCUCCAAACAGCCCAGGGCACCUUGCAGAAGGUUCAGGACCUGGGUGGGGCAGUUCAGCAGCAGCAAACAUGCAAACCCCAUCAGCUUCUCCCUCAGAUGCAAGGGGAUGCCUGCUACCGCGCCCUGUGAGUGCUCUAGGGUCUUCUUAUUACAUUUCCCCCCUUCCAUUCUUAAGCUGCAUGAAAAGGAAGGUGCCCCACCCGUGCUACUAAGCCCCACCUGAGCACCUGGAGUCGAUGGGCCUUAGAAUCCCCCGUUAGAAGAAAUGAACUCCCUGCUCUUCUCCGCUCCAUUCACCCUCACACCAAACUCCUAGCUCUACAAGGAUAUUUAUUUAUGUAUUUAUUUAUUUAUUCAUUUAUUUAUUUAUAAAUAUUACUAUUUAUUACCGAGUUAUGCACUUUGGGGUAGGGCGAGGCCCUCCCUGCUGGGAUCCCUUUGCUUUUCCCUGGUUACUUCUUUCCUUGUAUUGUUCCUUCCCCAGUGCAGGUAUGUGUGGGACCCCUUCACCCACCAUAUCAGUACCCCUUCCUCAGCUCCCCCCCACCUGCUUUCCCCUGGAACAGUGCCCCCCUCCAGCCUCCUAGCUUCUGGGUGUCCUCUCCCCCCGCCCCCUUGACAAUCCCACUGCAGUCCUUUCUAUUCCAUUCCUCUUACCAGCCCUGCUUUUCCCACCAAGAAAAAAAAUACCACCAAGAACAGACCUCAGGAUCUGUGCCUGGUGUCCUAUGUGUAAGUCUCUUUCUGGUUGCAUUCCUAACUUCUUACGAAAAGAAAAAUUAAAGUGACCU
This is a messenger RNA of Meriones unguiculatus (Mongolian gerbil), 2328 nucleotides long. It is a transcript of the gene Nhlh1, whose product is annotated as nescient helix-loop-helix 1. The record is from RefSeq and is a predicted model, not a curated record. Lineage: Eukaryota; Metazoa; Chordata; Mammalia; Rodentia; Muridae. The transcript has 2 exons. Gene Ontology annotation, molecular function: protein dimerization activity; DNA-binding transcription factor activity, RNA polymerase II-specific; RNA polymerase II cis-regulatory region sequence-specific DNA binding. Bases 450 to 851 code for a protein of 133 amino acids. Gene Ontology annotation, biological process: regulation of transcription by RNA polymerase II.